This is a messenger RNA of Antechinus flavipes (yellow-footed antechinus), 1392 nucleotides long. RefSeq names its product carbonic anhydrase 2-like. Gene Ontology annotation, cellular component: cytoplasm. The record is from RefSeq and is a predicted model, not a curated record. Bases 374 to 1168 code for a protein of 264 amino acids. Lineage: Eukaryota; Metazoa; Chordata; Mammalia; Dasyuromorphia; Dasyuridae. Gene Ontology annotation, molecular function: zinc ion binding; carbonate dehydratase activity. The transcript has a single exon.
UACCUGCCCCAGAAUAAGCCAGUGCUGCUGGAUGUGGUGGAGCCAGGGGGAAGAGUCCGCCGCUGUAAUCUGCCACCUGUCCACCUGAGUGGCUCCUUAGGCGGAGUCCUAGUGCUUCAAAAUGCUAAAAGAAAGGGGAGGAAACCAUCGCGGUUCUUUCUACUCACAACCGGAUGGUAAUUAUUCAGUGCUGUUGGAAUCUUUGUGCUGGGGGAACUCUGUGCAGGGAAUUCCGGAACCCUAUUAAAAUGACGAUAGCCCAAGAAGUAAGUUACUCUAGAAUGUCGGCAAGAGAUUGUCCAGGGGAAACUCUGAGAGACAGUUAGAAGGGCAAUCCAGUCACCAACUGGUGAUUCCCAAAGCUUUCAAAACCAUGCUGCAAGAUCCUCUCGUUUGGGGAUAUGACAGGGACAACGGACCAGAUAGCUGGCAUAAGCUUUUUCCUAUUGCCAAUGGAAGGCGUCAGUCCCCUAUUGAUAUUAAGCUCUGGAACGCCAAGUUUGACAGCUCUCUGAGACCUCUGAAUUUUAACUACGAUUCUUCAACAGCUCAAGGAAUUGUCAACAAGGGUUAUUCUUUCAAUGUAGAGUUCGAUGAUUCUAGUGACAAAUCGGUGCUAAGUGGAGGACCUCUAACUGAGAGAUACAGGUUGGCUCACUUCAGUUUUCACUGGGGUUGCAGGGAUGAUCAAGGCUCAGAGCACAGUAUUGAUGACCUGAAAUAUGCAGCGGAGCUCCAUUUGGUUCACUGGAAUACAAAAUACAAUUCCUUCUGCGAUGCGAUACACCAUUCUGACGGACUAGCUAUAGUGGGUGUUUUUUUGAAAAUAGGAAAUUCUGAGCCUGAACUACAGGAAGUCAUCGAUGCAUUAGAUGCCAUUAAACAAAGAAAUAUGCAUGCUGUUUUUACAGACUUCAAUCCAGUUUGCCUUCUUCCUGAUAACCUCGACUUUUGGACUUAUGCAGGCUCCCUGACCAUUCCUCCUCUUUUAGAAUGUGUGAUUUGGAUCGUCUUACGGGAGCCCAUUAAUAUCAGCAAAGAACAGCUAUCUAAAUUUCGAAGUCUUUACUCCACUUCUAAGGGAGAACAUCCCCAGAGGCACAUGGUGGCAAACUGGCGCCCACGUCAGCCUCUGCAGGGCAGACAGGUUAGAAGGUUCUUAAAAUAAGAUUAUCAUCACUAGAAAUACUGCUUCUCAAAAGGAAGGGAUUCUCUAGAUAAACACAAGUCAAUCCUAAAUCAUCAUUCUAUGCUUGGGCCGCAUUCUCCCCUAGUCUUCUAGUCCCUUUGGCUUUUGUUCUAAAUGUUUUUAUUCAGGAAAUGUGAAAGGUUGACUCAUGGUUCAAUGGAAAGCACACUGCAUCUGGAAUUAAAUGACUGAUUUAAAUCCAA